Cornus florida is the source of this 872-nucleotide messenger RNA. RefSeq lists its product as uncharacterized. NCBI's taxonomy places the organism in Eukaryota, Viridiplantae, Streptophyta, Magnoliopsida, Cornales, Cornaceae. Bases 191 to 628 code for a protein of 145 amino acids. Gene Ontology annotation, molecular function: glutathione peroxidase activity; glutathione transferase activity. The record is from RefSeq and is a predicted model, not a curated record. Gene Ontology annotation, cellular component: endoplasmic reticulum; membrane; nuclear envelope. The transcript is spliced from 4 exons.
UGACCAAGUCAAACCCCGCCUUGGGGAAAAAGGCAGAAGAAAGAAGUUAGAAAAUGAAAUGGUGUAUAAACAGAGCAAAUCAAAACAGAACUUGAACAAACUCAUCGCACACCACAUCAAAGUCUCUCUCACAAAUCAAUCUUAUUCACUAUCUUCUUCUUAGCUUCAAGAGUCGAUCGGAAUCGGAAAAAUGGCCGGAAUCGAGUUGCUGCCCAAAGAAUACGGAUUCGUAGCCCUUGUUCUCGUUCUCUACUGCUUCUUCAAUUUCUGGAUGGCUUUUCAAGUCGGCCAAGCCCGCAAAAAGUACAAGGUGAACUAUCCCACCCUCUAUGCUCUGGAAUCUGAAAACAAGGAUGCCAAGCUCUUCAACUGUGUUCAGAGAGGACAUCAGAACUCGCUGGAAAUGUUGCCCAUGUUCUUCAUGCUCAUGAUUUUGGGAGGAAUUAAGCAUCCCCUGAUCUGCGCUUCUCUUGGGGCCUUCUACAUCGUCGGCCGCUAUUUCUAUUUCACCGGCUACGCCUCUGGUGAUCCCAGAAAUCGUCUUAACCUUGGGAAAUACGGGUUUUUGGCAUUGUUGGGGCUUAUGAUUUGCACGAUCUCGUUCGGUGUCAAUCUCGUUCUGGCAUAAAGAUCUUUGCUUGAUAAUCUGACCCUGCUUUGCAUCCUCCGCCAUUGUUGCUUUUAGUUUCCAUUUUUUUUUUUUUGAUUUGUUGUGUUAUCAUCUCAUAGAUUUUACAGUCCAGGAAGUUUUGAUGUUAUGUUUGUUUUUCGGAAGUUUGUUUUGAUGCUAUGUUCAGGAGAGAUGUUAAGUCCAAAAUGGAUAGUUUGGACAAUAUUGUUUACUUUUUAUCAAAUACUAUUACUUUCUCUUA